UGCUAAUUCGCCAAAUCACCCCCAAGAUCCACAUUAAACAACUUAUCCCAAGAUACACAAACAUAGGUAGAACAAAGUAAGAAGCAUAUUAAAUCGUAGGAAUAUGUAUGUGACUAGGCCUCUUUCUCUAUACAAGAAAUCUCAAGAUGCUCUCUCAUUGCCUCCACCUGAAGGCCCAAAUUCUGGUAUUCUUGUGAUUCAAGAUGAAAAGGAUUUGGAAACAACAUCUUGUUUUGGUUUGGGGAAGUACCAUGAGGUGAAGGAUUUGCCUUUUCCUCAGAAUAUGAGCCUUGAGCUGUUCUAUAGGUCAGGAAUUUCCCUCAACAGAGCCACUCAUUACCACCAUGUUGUUUUCAUCCCAGUUCUUAAUCAACCUUUGUCUUCUAAUAAGUACUAUGUCAUUCAUCAUAAUGGCAAGCAUAGAGGGGAGGCAUACAUUAAUUCAAAGCAAGAAGAUUUGGACACAUUCUGUUUCUACAAUUCUGUCUCAGAUAUACCUCUGCAUCAUUUUGACAGCAAUAACACAUACCAACAAUUCGAGAUUCAUCCGCAACGAAGCAAAGUUACUUUCAGGAGUGGCUUCUCAGCUAAAUCUGUUAAUCCAGAUGGAUAUCCUCCAAGAUUCUUGAGCAGAAGGUGGAAGCUGAGUGCCUCCAAUUCGAGUGAUUCAAGCAUAGGAGAAGCAACAGGUGUGAAUGAAGCCCUCCGCGCAAGCAAGCCGGAAUUCGAAUUCUCCAUAGGAAGUAAAAGCUCCAAAAGUGUUGUUGUGGGAAAAUGGUAUUGUCCCUUCAUGUUUGUGAAGGAAGGGACUCAUAAAACAUUGAAAGAAGAAGUGAGAAAAUCAAUGUUUUAUGAGAUGACACUAGAGCAAAAAUGGGAAAAAAUAUUUUCUUGUGAGAAUGUAAAUGACACUAAUGUGAAUGUGAAUGUGAAUGUGAAUGUUCAAAGGGAAGUGGUUGGAAUUGGUGAAUGGGAAGCUAUGGUUGAUGAAGAGAGGGACAUAGGUGAAGGGUUUUUGUGGUUUAAGAGUUACAAUAACAUUGGAGAAAAGAAUAGUGUGGGAUUGAGCAUGGCAAUAGUUGAGAGAAUGAAGUGGGAGCAAGAAAGAGUUGGGUGGAUUGGAGGGAAAGAAAAGCAAGUUAGAGUUCAGAAAUUGGAGGAAUACAAAGGGACUCAAAAUGGAUGGAAGAAAUUUGAAUGUUAUGUUUUGGUUGAGACUUUUGUACUUAGAAGAUUGGACGGAGGCAUAGUUCUCACCUAUUCAUUCACACACCAGAAUCAACUUAGAAGCAAAUGGGAAUGAUUUUUUCUUUUUCAUUUUUUUCGUUGGGCUUGGGUGGAAUUCACCGCUGGAAGAAGCAAUCAAUCCCCUUUUCAAUUAAACUAAACCUAUCUUGUUGGGA
This is a messenger RNA of Arachis duranensis, 1403 nucleotides long. RefSeq lists its product as uncharacterized. The record is from RefSeq and is a predicted model, not a curated record. The coding region runs from base 104 to 1303 and encodes 399 amino acids. The transcript has 2 exons. NCBI's taxonomy places the organism in Eukaryota, Viridiplantae, Streptophyta, Magnoliopsida, Fabales, Fabaceae.